GUAUAUUCCGGCAGCAUCCCCUUAGCCCUGACUCGUAUCACGUGCUAUAAUGUUGACUGACCCACUUGCCACAAGAACGAACUUGAGACUAUUGUUAUGUCGGGUCGACCGACCCUUGUCUUUAUACCAGGCUCCUGGCAUAGACCUACAUGCUAUAAUCCGAUCAUCAAGCCCCUGGAGCCUAAGUUGAGAUGUGUCACAGUUUCUCUUCCCUCAACAGCAUAUAACCCCGAAGCGACCUUUAAAGAUGAUAUCGAUGCAGCCCGGGAUGUGAUUUCCGCUGAAACAAGUACCGGGCGCAACGUCGUUGUCAUUGCGCACUCAUAUGGCGGCAUGGUGGGCAACAGCGCUGUCAAAGGCUUCACAAGGCCGACAGACGCAGAUGACAAUCGAGCGGGAUCCGUGAUUGGACUGAUUCUCAUAGCCUCUGGCUUCACCUUGACUGGUCUGUCUUUCAUGGAUCCAUUCUUCGGCCAUCCGCCACCUUCUUGGCGUGUUAAUAAUGAGACCGGCUACGCGGAGCUUGUCACUCCCCCCCGCGAACUCUUCUACCACGACCUACCUAAGGAAGAGGCAGAAUACUGGGUUUCUCAGCUUAUAAGUCAGAGUCUGAAGGCUUUGUUCGAAGGCGGCGAGUACAGUUAUGCCGGGUGGAAAGACGUGCCGUCCUGGUACAUCGGGACUGUGGAGGACCGAGGGCUACCGGUCCUGGCUCAGCGGAUGUCGGUUGGCAUGGCGAGAGAGAUGGGGGCUAAUGUAGAGCAUCGAGAGCUGCAGACGAGCCAUUCGCCCUUUCUCAGUCAACCUGGAUUGACAGUGGAAAUCAUUUUGGAGGCUGUUGAUGCUUUUACCAACUCCAGGAGUGAUGGGUCUAAAUCAGCGGUCAAUAGGGCUGAAAAUGACAUAGUCGUGCCGCGUGCUGACCUCUUGAAACCACUGACAUGGUUCAAAUUUGGACUGCCGAUGGUUGUUGGCCGUGUGUUGGGCAGAUGCAUUCUUUUAUUUGGCUGGGGAAGGAGGCUGUGGAAUAAGUAGUCAUUGAUCAACGGAGCUUUUACCUAGUUAUGUUGACG
This is a messenger RNA of Aspergillus candidus, 1073 nucleotides long. RefSeq names its product alpha/beta hydrolase. The record is from RefSeq and is a predicted model, not a curated record. The transcript is spliced from 2 exons. Lineage: Eukaryota; Fungi; Ascomycota; Eurotiomycetes; Eurotiales; Aspergillaceae. The coding region runs from base 97 to 1035 and encodes 312 amino acids.